CGGCUCCCGACAUCCGGCCGCAACACAUGUGAGCCGGGUUCCGCCGGACACCGCCGGGCACCGCAGCCAUGGAGUCCAGCUCGCUGGGCCGCGUGCGCCAGCCGCCCGCCCCGAGGAAUCACAUCGUCUACACCGACCAGAAGGGUCGAAAGAUUCCGUACGCCGACAAGAUCACCCCGGAACCGAUCCUGAACAACAAUGGCGGGCGGGACACAAAGGCGGACUCAAUCAGGAAUAGCUACAACAGCCAAUUCAAAGUCGGCAUCUACGGCUGGCGGAAAAAGUGCCUCUACAUCCUCGUUAUGGCGCUCAUGAUGAUGAUGAUAGUGAACCUCGCGCUCACGCUGUGGGUGCUCAAAGUGUUAGAUUUCAACUCGGAGGGAAUGGGGCAGCUCCGGAUUGUGCCCGGCGGGCUACAAUUACUCGGACAGACUCUCGUGUUGGACUCCCUGUAUGCUUCCAGCAUUAAGUCUCGCCGUGGACAGCCAAUAUCGAUCGAAUCGUCCAGAAAUUUUUCAGUUACCACUCGUGAUGGACUCGGAUUAGUCCAGAGCAGACUAUUUUUAGGUCACGACCGUUUGGAGAUGAGCGUGGGCGAGCUAGAGGUGCGAGACGCGCGGGGGGCGCUGCUACUGGGUGCGCGUCGUGGCGCGCUCACCGUGGGCGCCGACAACGUGGUCGUGGCCAGCCCCGCCGGCGCCGUCUUCCGCACCGCUGUGCAGACCUCCAUGGUUAAGGCACCGCCGUCGAAGCAGCUCAUGCUGGAGUCCCCGACGCGGUCACUGGAGGUGCACGCGGCGCAGAGCGUCAGUUUGGAGUCCCGGGCGGGGGACAUCACAGCCAGCUGCCUCACCACCUUCCGACUACGCUCCGUUGCCGGCGCGAUACGUCUAGAUGCAUCAAGUAUAUACAUGCCGAAGCUGAAGUCAGCGCUACCGUUGCCACCUUCGGCACCCCACGGACCCCACCAUCAGAACAUCUACCAGCUCUGCGCGUGCGCCAACGGCAAGCUGUUCCUCGCGCCGUCGCAUGGGGUCUGCGCGGCCAGGGAAGAGAGUCUCAUAUGUCGAUGAUAUCUAUGGUGUCAGUGCGAAAACUAGUAGCUAGUUUAAGUCUUUGAUUUUCCU
Messenger RNA from Aricia agestis (brown argus), 1127 nucleotides. Its product is annotated as delta-sarcoglycan-like. Gene Ontology annotation, biological process: cardiac muscle tissue development; heart contraction. Bases 69 to 1073 code for a protein of 334 amino acids. The record is from RefSeq and is a predicted model, not a curated record. NCBI's taxonomy places the organism in Eukaryota, Metazoa, Arthropoda, Insecta, Lepidoptera, Lycaenidae. Gene Ontology annotation, cellular component: sarcoglycan complex; sarcolemma. The transcript has 6 exons.